UCCUUUUCCCAUCUGGUGGGAGGUGGUGGGACAGCAGUUCUCAGAAAUAGGAGGCAACUGGACAGCUCGUCCAGUUGCUCUCUCUCCGUCCUUCAGCUGCUGAAUCUCCUUCCUCUGACUCUCAGCCUGUCUGCUGGAUUAUUGCCCUUCUCCUGCUGUUCUUCACAUUGGAAUGACAUCCUCCUGAACUGAGGCUGCUGUAAUGAGAGCCUCUAUCCUUGGAUCAGUUUGUGCUCUCCUCUUGCUCCUGCGGGAGCCCGGAUGCCGGGGAGAUGAGGUUACAACCAGCACAGUGAACCCAUGCUGUUACCUCCCAUGUCAGCACUGGAGCAUCUGUGUGCGCCAUGGCGAGGACAAGUAUGAGUGUGACUGCACUCACACCGGAUACUACGGAGAAAACUGCACCGUCCCUGAACUUUGGACCCGGGUGCGUCGGUUCCUCAGGCCCAGUCCAGAUGUGGUGCACUACAUUCUUACCCAUUUCCAGUGGCUGUGGGACAUCAUCAACAACACGUUCUUACGGAACGUCCUCAUGCGGCUGGUUCUGACGGUGAGGUCCAGCCUGAUCCCCAGUCCUCCCACUUUCAAUUCAAAAUAUAACUACCUCAGCUGGGAGUCCUACUCCAACCUCAGCUACUACACCAGGAUCCUGCCCCCUAUUCCUGAGGACUGCCCCACGCCCCUAGGGGUCAAAGGCAAAAAUGGCCUCCCUGACCCUGAGGUUUUGGUUGAGAAGCUGCUGAAAAGAAGGACAUUCAGGCCUGACCCUCAGGGCUCCAAUAUCAUGUUUGCUUUCUUCGCUCAGCACUUCACCCACCAGUUCUUCAAGACCUACAACCGCAUGGGUCUGGGCUUCACCAAGGCUCUGUCACACGGGGUGGAUGCGGGCCACGUUUAUGGAGACAACCUGGAACGUCAGCACAACCUCCGGCUUUUCAAAGAUGGAAAACUGAAAUAUCAGUUGAUCGAUGGAGAAAUGUUCCCUCCCUCUGUAGUUGAUGCUCCCAUCAGGAUGAGCUACCCUCCCGGGGUCCCGGCGGAGAGACAGAUGGCCAUUGGUCAGGAGGUGUUCGGGCUCCUUCCCGGUUUGGGUUUGUACGCCACACUGUGGCUCAGAGAGCACAACAGAGUCUGUGACAUCCUGAAAGCAGAGCAUCCUACCUGGGACGAUGAGCAGCUUUUCCAGACGGCCCGCCUUAUCAUCAUCGGCGAGACCAUAAGGAUUGUGAUAGAGGAGUACGUGCAGCACCUGAGCGGCUACCUGCUGCAGCUCAAGUUCGAUCCCACCAUGCUCUUCCACUCCCACUUCCAGUACGCGAACCGGAUCGCGUUGGAAUUCAGCCAGCUCUACCACUGGCACCCGCUGAUGCCCGACACCUUCCACAUCAACGGAGACGAGUUGACGUACGCGCAGUUCCUCUUCAACACUUCUGUCCUGACGCACUACGGCGUGGAGAAACUGGUUGAUGCCUUCUCUCGGCAAGCUGCCGGCCAGAUUGGUGGAGGCCACAACAUGAACACAAUCAUCUCCAAAGUCGCCGUGGGAACGAUAAAGGAGUCUCGCGAGCUCCGGAUCCAGCCUUUCAACGAGUACAGGAAGCGUUUUAACCUCGAGCCAUACACAUCAUUCAGAGACUUCACCGAUAACGAAGAGAUAGCCAGCACCCUAGAGGAGCUCUAUGGGGACAUCGACACUCUUGAAUUUUACCCCGGGUUACUGCUGGAGAGGACUCGACCAGGGGCGAUAUUUGGAGAAAGCAUGGUGGAAAUGGGUGCCCCCUUUUCCCUCAAAGGCCUCCUGGGUAACCCCAUAUGUUCCCCAGGAUACUGGAAGCCCAGCACAUUCGGAGGCAAAGUCGGCUUCGACAUUGUGAACUCGGCCACUCUGAAGAAGCUGGUGUGCCUGAACUCCCGGACGUGUCCCUACGUGGCGUUCAAUGUUCCAGCAGAGGAGAAACCAGCCAGGAAAGAACGAAGCUCUGAGCUAUGACCAAGUGCAGAUCCCCGGGGGGGGCCAAAGGGAGUCAUCAACGACUGGAGGAAGUACAAGCAGCUGGAGGUGGAACAGAAACAGGAGCAGAAGAAAGAGUUAUAUUCAAUGAUAAAUGAACCAUCCUCUUCUCGGCUUUGUCUCGCUCCACAGAUGACCAUGCAGGAGUACAACAUGCUCCAGGAGGACGAGGACGAUGAAGACUUCCUCCGGCAGUACCGCAUGCAGCGCAUCGAAGAGAUGCGCCGCCAGCUCUGCCGCGGGAAGCGCUUCGAGCGGGUGCAGGAGCUCGGCGGCGGCGAGGAGUUCCUGGAGGCGCUGGACAAGGAGGACAAGAGCACGUUGAUCAUGAUCCACAUCUACGAGCCGGAGAUCCCGGGCUGCGACGCCAUGAGCGGCAGCCUGCUGUGCCUGGCGCACGAGUACCCUCUGGUGAAGUUCUGCUGCGUGCGCAGCUCGGCCAUCAGCAUCAGCGCGCUGUUCAGGGAGAGCGCUCUGCCCGCGCUGCUCGUCUACAAAGGAGGGGACCUGAUCGGUAACUUCGUGCGGCUCACCGAUCAGCUCGGGGAGGACUUCUUCGCCGUGGACCUGGAGGCGCUCCUGCAGGAGUACGGCCUGCUGCCGGAGAAGCCCGCCAUGGUCCCAAAGACACUGCGCAACGGAGCCAUCAUUCAGAGCAACGCAAGCGACGAGGACUCGGACCUUGACAUAGACUAAACCUCCAAAUAUCUGAUACUCUGCUUGGUAAAGCCGCACACCCAGUCUGCAUGGACCAUGUAUAUUUAUUUAUGUGAAGCCCUUGUUAGAGAUUCUGCCCUGACCUCACAGCACCAAAGCUAAAAAUAAAAGAAGCAGGAGAAGUCAUUCACUUCAUGUCAUUCCAUUCUGAAUAUUUGGAUGAGGGUAAAUGUCACUUAUGAUCAUUGGUCAAAACACAACAGGAGUUCUGCUGUUGCUGUACAUACGGUUCACUUCUUUCCUCAAGCUCUGUCGACUGUUUUUGUUUUGUGUUCAACACAUUCCAUUGCGUUCCUCGUGUCUUAUCAUCCAUGUUUCACUCUUGUGAAUAUCAAACCUUCACCUCCAGACUGACCUUUUUAGUUUUGUAACUUUUAUAUGUGCUGUACCCUCAAAUAAACUGCAGCGUGUUUCAAAUCA
Xiphophorus couchianus (Monterrey platyfish) is the source of this 3148-nucleotide messenger RNA. RefSeq names its product prostaglandin G/H synthase 1-like. NCBI's taxonomy places the organism in Eukaryota, Metazoa, Chordata, Actinopteri, Cyprinodontiformes, Poeciliidae. Gene Ontology annotation, molecular function: peroxidase activity; heme binding; prostaglandin-endoperoxide synthase activity. Gene Ontology annotation, biological process: response to oxidative stress; regulation of G protein-coupled receptor signaling pathway; cyclooxygenase pathway. The record is from RefSeq and is a predicted model, not a curated record. Gene Ontology annotation, cellular component: cytoplasm; neuron projection. The transcript has 13 exons.